CCCCCGAGCGCCGUCCCGGAGGGGCCCGCGUUCUCGUCCCCACGGGGUCUCUGGCUGGAGGGGCCGGAAGUGCGCGAGGGCGCUAGCGCGGCCGCCGUGGGCCCUUGGUUCGGGCCGGUUCCUGGCUCCUGGCUCCUGGCUCCUGGCUCGGCUGAGAGACUCCCGGACCUUGUGUCCGGCUGGCUGGAGCGGCGCAAGCACCGCUCCGUGGCUGAAGUGGACUGAUUCCCUUUCCACUCCUACCUCUUCUCACCCGCCUUUCCUCUCCUGGCCGGCUAAGUGGCCGGCCGGGCUCCCAGCCGUGUCCCGUCCCGAGGCAUCGUGGAGAUGUGGCCGUCCGUCAGCUCAGUCUACCCCUUCCCGAGCGUGGGUUACGGCGCCUACGUCACUUUCUGUUGCCUCAGGCUGGGUGAGAGGCGCCGACACCAGAGGACGCCGCUGGCCGGGCAAACCCGGAGGGAGGCGAGAAACGUGUCUGGACCCGAGUUUGCAAGCUGAGCCUCAGAGGAAAACAGAGGCUGCAGCCUGGUCCUGCCCUCACUGCCCUUGGAGGGCGGCUGAGUCCGGACCGAGGGCUUUCGCGCCUUGAGCUGGGAGAAGCCUGUGGAGGAGAGGAGCAAAGCAUCUCUGCGGGCCUGGGGGGAAGGAGCGCGGUUGAGAACAGCCUUGGGUCGCGAGCGUAGCUGGGAGGCCGGCCUGCAAGCCGGCCCCCAGCCCCUCAGCUCCGGGCUGACGCAUCCGCAUCCUCAGGCUGCGCUUUAAAAUGGCUGGCUAUGCUGCGACUCCUAACCCCAUAAAGACCCUUCAGGAGGAGGCGGUGUGCGCCAUCUGCCUCGAUUACUUCACGGACCCCGUGUCCAUCGGCUGCGGGCACAACUUCUGCCGAGUGUGUGUAACCCAGCUGUGGGGCAAGGAAGACGAGGAGUUGGAUGAAUGGGAGAACGAGGACGACGACGUGGAGGGGGCCAUCGGUGGAUGGGACAACUCUAUUCGAGAGGUUUUGUACCAGCGUAAUGGUGAUGAGGCAGUGUUCCAGGACCAAGAAGAUGAUGAACUCUGGGUUGGUGAUGGUGGGGUCAGGAAUCGGGACAAUAUGGACUAUGUGUGGGACCAGGAGGAAGAAGAGGAAGACCGGCACUAUUACCUGGGAGGCUUGAGACAUGACCUGAGAAUUGACGUCUACUUAGAAGAGAUACUGGAAGAAUACAACGAAGACGACCAAGAGCUGUAUCCUGACACCCAUCUGCCUCCACCCACCCGUCCACGUCAGUUCACCUGCCCCCAGUGCCGAAAGAGCUUUACCCGUCGCAGCUUUCGUCCCAACUUGCAGCUGGCCAACAUGGUGCAGAUAAUUCGCCAAAUGUGCCCCACUCCUUAUCAAGGAAGCCGGGGGAAUGAUCAGGGCAUCUGCUCUAAACACCAGGAAGCCCUGAAGCUCUUCUGCGAGGUGGAUGAAGAGGCCAUCUGUGUGGUGUGCCGAGAAUCCAGGAGCCACAAACAGCACAGCGUGGUGCCAUUGGAGAAGGUGGUGCAGGAGUACAAGGUUCAGCUGUUGACUGCUGUAUCACAAGUCAGAGUGUUUAAACUUGCUACAAGCUGUUCCUGUGGGUGUACCUGGGACCUCAUCUUUACACAGACUUGCUACACAUCUGAAAUCCUCACCUCCAACUGCACUAUGACCUUAGCUCUUAGCCUUCUAGUGUAGUCAAACACACUCCAAUUAUACCUGCCCUUCGGUUUUAUGGAGGCCACAGUCCCACUGAUUGCUAAUUUUCUUCCUUCUCAAUUUAACAGACAUUUGCUGGCCCUAAUUAUUAUCUCACUGAGCCUGGACCUUAUGAGUACUCUUGGCUUUAAGAACUUCCAUGCUGUAGUCUAGACCAGUGUUUUUCAGCCUCAGCACUACUGACAUUUUGAGUAAGGUAAUCCUUUGCAGGGGGUGGGGGGGCAUCCUGUGCAUUGCAGGAUGGCUCACAGCACCCUUGGAUAGAGUAGGAUGGAAGUCAGACGUAAGUAGCACCUCUCCACCAGCUGUGAAAACCACAAACGUCUCCCAACAUUUCCAGAUGUCUUGUGGAGAGGGUUGAGGGAAGCAAAAUCACCCAUGUUUGAGAAUCAUUAGUCUAGACUCAGGGUAAGUGGUCAAAUCCACAGAUGUGCCAUUACCAGCUUUACUUAUGCCCUAUAGCCAGUGACUGAGACCUAGGUGUUUAAAAGUGUUCAAUGGAAGAACAGCUCCACCUAGCUAGAACCUUAUUAAAUGCAGUCUUAGUAAAUUGAUUAAUUGAUAGGACUCCUACUUCUCUGAGCUCUUGGCAGGCAGGUGUCAGAGUCAGCAAACCUUUUUUUAAACCAGAGCUGCCUGUCACUGCCAUUUGGGGGAAAAGGACUAUGACAGAUAAAGCAGUAUAUGAAAUGAAGAUCUAGAAAUGAAUGAUGAGUAAGAAAAGGAAAUCAGCAAACAUCAGUUCCAGCAGGAUCAUAGAGCAGUUAUUUUUUUUGCUUUGGUUUUUAAGCAUUAUGCAAAACUUAUAAAACCAGAGCCUGUCUGCUCCUGUUAGAGUGGGGUAGUCCUGGGUUAAUACAUAUAACAUCAGCCCCUAAAGCACUUCCUUGAAACCGAAGUCUCCUCUGCCACUGGCCUCUAUGCCAUGCCUCCAGAAACCUUUACAGGACCUACAGAUUCUAUGCUAUUUCCCAUCCCCAAUCCCUGACCCACUCUGAAAGUUACCCUGCAACGGUGAAGUUAUUACAAACAUUUAUUGACUGAUAAAAUAGGAUAACAAAAAGGGGGACACAAGACAGCCUGCCAUACCAGGUCUAAAAGGACUUUGCAACAACGGAAGUGUUCUAAAUCUGCUGUUUGAUAUAGUAGGUACCACUAGCUACAUAUGGCUUGAGCUCUUGAAAUAUGCCUAAUGCAAUAUGGAACUGAAUUUUUCAUUGUAUUUAAUUUUAAUUAAUUUGAAAUCGCCAUAUAUGACUGGUGGCUGUCAAAUCACAUUUAAUUGUACAGUUCCAUAGAAACAAGGCAGGUUGAAUUCUGAUCCUUUCUAGGAUUCUCAGGAGUAGAGCCAAGUCUGAAGGGGAAAAUGAAAAAGAAAUGAGACAACUCUUUUCCCAAUCAAGAGAGGUAGGCUCUGGGAUCCCUGGGUGGCUCUGCGGUUUAGUGCCUGCCUGCAGUCCAGGGCGUGAUCCUGGAGUUCCGGGAUCCAGUCCCAUGUCGGGCUCCCUGCAUGGGGCCUGCUUCUCCCUCUGCCUGUGUCUCUGCCUCUCUCUCUCUCCUCUUUCUCUGUCUCUCAUGAAUAAAUAAAUAAAAUCUUUAAAAAAAGAGAGAGAGAGAGGUAAGCUCGAAGGUGGUAUUUUUAGGCAUAGAAGAAAAUAUUUAAAAGAAGGCCUUCUUGUACUUUUUUUUAAAAUAUGACUAAAACAGUCUUGAACUAGCUCUACUUGUGAUUCAUAUGGAUCACAUGUGGGAAAUAUGAUAGGGGAGAAUUCUAAUAGGAAAAAGCUAAAAAACAAGCUGCAUUACCCUCUUCCCAGAAAAAGAGCCAGGCUGGGGCCUCAAAAUAGGAGGAAUAUAAGUAUAAAUAAUUAGUUACUUGGUUCCUGACUUUUUGACAAUGGGAUAUGGGGGAAAACCUAGCAUUAAAGUAGGUUAGUGGGUUCUUCCCUUUCUCCUCUCACACCUAAAUCCUGACAGAGGGUGGUGGUAGAGAGAUCAUGGAGUCCUAGAAAGGAAAGCAGUUUGCUAGCAGUGAUAAUGAGAAAAGAGAAAGUGAGAGGUUGUAGGAAUAACAGGACUGAAAAGGAGGAGACUGUGAGAGCUAAAAGUGGUGACAAACUUAACUUUUAAUGAUACAGUCUUUGCCCACAAACCAGAGUCCUCAGAAGUAGAGAAUGAGAACCCUGGGUAUGGGGAAACAGCUCAUCUAAGCAUAUGAGUUGUAGGAAGAGAUGUGACAGUAGACGAGCAAAGGAAGAAAAUGGCUCUCUUGGCUCUCUAAGUUACUACUCUUCUCCCACCUCUACCCGUCCCAAAGGAGGAAGAAAAUGGCCUUAAAUAGAUUUGAACUAGAAAUAGCCUUAACAAACAGGGAGGGGCUUAUUCUUCCAUAUCUACUGAAGUUCAUGCUUAGGCCUUCAUAAUCUUUUACCUCAUCCUAAAGGACUCAGAUGCAGAGUUGGUCAGAGACUUCUGAUUGACAAUUCCACUUGGUACCCAGCAGGGCCCCACAAAGAUGAAGGACCAAGGUCACCUGGAAGAGGAUCCCUAGAGGUCACACCCCCUUUUAAUCUGCCAUUUCCUAAGUACAUAGAAUCCUCUCCUCUACCAAAGGACGGAAUUUCUCAACAAGCUCUGGCUAUUUAACCUGAGUAUGAGCAGGAAGGAUUAUUUCCUCUUCAGCCCUCUUAUCUUGUGGUAAGCUGGCCAACCUCAUAGUUCCAUUUCAACAUAUUAGAAUAUGUUCUAUCAAUAGAACAUAUAUCAAAUUCUCUUCCAGGUAAAAAGUUGAAAAAAGGCACCUUGUGUCACCUCUUGUUUCUCCCUACCACCUAAUGCUGUUUUAAAUCCUUUAACGAGCCAGAGGCUUGCAUUCUCCUAGCAUAUCUUAUAAUUCUACCUGGACUACGGUCCAUACCUGCCUGGAUCAUGCCCACCUCCACAAUCUUCGACUGCAUAUCUGCUGGAGCACUUAAGGCCAGGGGGAAUCCUACAGUCCAUCUCCCAGGGAAAACCCAACAGAGUUCCUUAGCAGUUUUCCAGGGGACUGUUAGAAAAUCUGACUGACUGCAGAUUCCUGCCUAAGAUGGACACUAAAUAUUUACUAAGAAACAUAAACGAUAUGUGAUUUCUUUGUAA
This is a messenger RNA of Canis lupus familiaris (dog), 4864 nucleotides long. RefSeq names its product tripartite motif containing 52 (gene TRIM52). The coding region runs from base 764 to 1705 and encodes 313 amino acids. Gene Ontology annotation, molecular function: zinc ion binding. NCBI's taxonomy places the organism in Eukaryota, Metazoa, Chordata, Mammalia, Carnivora, Canidae. The transcript has 2 exons. The record is from RefSeq and is a predicted model, not a curated record. Gene Ontology annotation, cellular component: nuclear body.